Adineta ricciae is the source of this 1203-nucleotide messenger RNA. NCBI's taxonomy places the organism in Eukaryota, Metazoa, Rotifera, Eurotatoria, Adinetida, Adinetidae. The record is from the annotation of a GenBank genome assembly.
AUGAAUAAUUCGUCGACAUCGUCGACAUCCCCUCUGUCUGAACAACGUCUUGUAGAAUUCAAGCGCAUCGUAGAAGGAUAUUUAUUAUCAAUCGUAUGUAUAUGCGGCUUAUUAGGCAAUGCAUUAACAUGUGUGAUAUUAUCCAGCCGUGUGAUGCGUACGUCAACGACGAAUAUCUAUAUCUUUGCAUUAUCAUGCGCAUCAUCGUGUGUUCUCAUUGGAUUUUUAUUAACUCACGGUAUUCGUUCGACAUUUCAUGCUGAGACAUUCUAUCGACACAUAUUCACAACAAUUUUUCCUAUACAUUUAACAUGUUUAUUGAUUCAAAUCUACUUGACAGCGACUGUUGCUGUUGACCGUUUUAUCCUCAUCUGCUUUCCAUUUCGAGGCCAGAAAUGGCGUAGUCCACGACAUGCGAUGUUUGUUGUUCUGGGUGUCUCCGUCUUUUGUAUUAUAUACUGCGUGCCAUUUUGGUUUGAAUUUACUCUCGUUGUACGAAAUAACACGAAAGUCAUAGUCAUGUCCAAGAUAGGUGUGAAUCCUUUAUUUCGAGCACUGAUGCGUAAAUAUCUUUACUUUGUAUUUGUUUUCCUUAUUCCAUUAUCGACGAUUAUUAUAUGUAAAACCAUGAUCAUCAAAAAACUCUACACGGUUCGCCAACGUAAACGUUUGCUAGGAACAUCAUCGAAGCAGAACCGUUCAUCCAACGCGAUUAAUUUCCUUCUAUUAUCAAUUGUUUUUGUUUUUCUCGCCACACAAUUACCGUACUUCGUUUUCAACGUGCUCUACGCAUGGAUCGGUCCGAGUUUAAUGGCCAAUUUACGUGCAAGACAAUAUCUAGCUAUAAAUAACCUUCUCUCUGUCAUCAACGCAUCAUCGACAUUCAUACUCUACGCGUUCUUUGACCGAAAAUUCCGACAAGUCGGUCAACAUUUUCUAUUGUGUCAACCAUUAUCACCUAGUUUUGAUAAUCAAGGUGGUGCCACGAGGAUAUUAACCUCGAAUCGUAAUCCAAGUUUUUUCUUCUCGAAUAGCAAAUCCUCCCGUUCAUCGAUACAUCUCCUGAAAAACUACCGUUACUCUUCGACUGUAAAUAAUAAUUUGAAAGAUUUUAAUAAAAAUCAAUUAUUCGACAAUAAAAUGUCCUCGGCGAAGAGUGCUCCACUUUUCGAAGAGAAUGAACAACGACCGACAUACAACUGA